AUGAAGCCGGAUCGCUUUGUACAAUCCAAAGAAGGCGUUGAUUAUUAUCAAAGGACUUGUUAUCAUUCCCCACCAACAAUAAUGCGUGAUUGGGAUCGUGACGAUCCGCUACCGGAGCAAUGCUUCGAGAUGGCGCAGGGAAAAGUCCUUAUUGGAAUCGUUGAUCAACUACUGGACAAGAUAUCUUCCCUGGAGAUGUGUCAGAAGUCGUGUCUAGAUGCGAAAAAGAAUAGCGGGGUUGUGUGUAAAAGUGCGAUGUGGUAUCCGAAGGAGAAGGAAUGCAUCAUCGCCUCUCAAGACAAGCAUGACAUUGCCGAGCUGUACAUCGAGGAUCCGAACUCGGUGUAUUUAGAGAAUAAGUGUGCCGAGGGAGCGAAGGCGACGGAAAACAGUAUUAUUGCAUCGACGUCAACAACCGCUUCUCCAAUCACUCUGAACACAUUGGUUAGCCAGCCGGCGGCAACCGGAGCAGAAGAUGAUGAUGACGAUAUUACUGAUGAGCCUUUUCACGUUGAGGGUGAACAUCCGAUGAAUUCGUUGAAUUCGGUAGCCGCACCUCCAGCCCAGCAACCCGACCCUCCGAUUGAAGAAUCUGGCUAUGGAAAUUCUCGGCAAGCCGUGAAUUCUGUUACACAGACCGAGUCCCCAUUGACCCCCGCGGCCACGAUCGACCCUAAGGUUAUCGAUUCCUAUCAGAUGCCGGAGAAAAAAGACGAAGCUCCAGUGGAAGCAAAGACACCCGCCAUCAGCGAUUAUUACGGGAAACCAUCAAUGGGGGUUGAAGCAACACCCAAUAAAUACCAAACGGUUCCUCCCUCGCUAGCGGUCGUCAACCCGGAUCCUUAUCAAGAACCGAAAAGCAGCGCUGUCGAAGCGACGCCCACUUCCGGAUACAGACGACGUCUUAGGGAUGAUAGAAUGAGCAAAUGCUUCAGCGAAGUAAACCCGACUUAUCCUUUGAUGGCAGAGCGAGUGAUGAAGGCGUAUUCCAUCGAACAAUGUGCGGAUAUAUGUCGUUUAUGUCGUUUCUGCCUGCGAGGGCAACGGUGCGCCGGAAUGGCGUUUGAUCUCAUCAGGGAAAACUGUGCCCUCUCAUCGCGGGCAUUGGACAAUGGCGGCCGACCGGACAGCACCUCAUCGAUGGUCUACUUCGCAAGAAGUGCUCUUUGU
Molecule: messenger RNA, 1170 nt
Organism: Mesorhabditis spiculigera
Lineage: Eukaryota; Metazoa; Nematoda; Chromadorea; Rhabditida; Rhabditidae
Source: the annotation of a GenBank genome assembly